ACUGGCUCCUCGUCAACACAGAUCAGCAAAAUGCACCACGGUACUUUGCAGACAAAUGAAGUUUUGUCAUGCAAAAAUGUCAUCAUCCUCUGGUCUGUUGAAGGGGUUAUUGUUCAGACUGUACCCAUCUGAGGUUUUACAGGGUCUGUUGAUGUCUCAGUGCUUUGAUGGCAGAAGUGACAUUCAGUGUUUUCAGUCUCUGUGCCCAGUGGUCAGCUUAGCAAGAGCCACAAAACAGACAAACAUUAUUGUCUCAGUUGCAUCAAGGAAUGCAAGUUGUGGCAUUUUUCAAAGCAUGCUGUUAGUGUGUCUGGAUACAUGCAUGCAAUGAUUUAUGGAUCGGGGUUAUGGCUUGUAAUGUGAUGUGGUUACAGUGUCAAUGAAAGAGGAUAAUUUAGUUUUUUUUGGAGCAGAUUAUUGUUUCUAUACAUGGUGGCAAAAUGUCUUACACUUCCUGAAAAUGUAAAUGCAAAUGUCAAACACAGGGGAAGAGGAAAAGAAUAAAAGAGGAUAAAGGAGAAGCUGUCAGUUUGAUAGGUUUGAAAUAUCAUGGAUGAGUGGGCAUUACAACAAAGAGAUAUAUAAAAAAAAAAAAUCAGUAGGCAGACAGAGACAGACACAGGGAGAGACAGACUUAAAUGAAAGAAGUGAAGCUUGGUUUGAUUCUAACAAUGACCAGGGCCAAUAGGAAAAACCCUCCCAGUCUUGAGGAGGGAAGGGGUGGUGGGGAUUCAAACUGAGGCAGGCUUUACAGUGAGUCGAACACUCUCAAAGACAGACUACAGGCAGUGUCCACAGCACUAAGAUACGGGCUUACUGUGACGUAAACCUGGAGCUUUUCUCUUUAACCUGAAAACAAGAAGACGAGAAAGAGAGAGUCAGACAGAGAGAGAGGGAGUGAGACAGAGAUACACAUUUUCCAGGAAGAUGGAAAACUGAUCGUGUCCAAGACUUUGAAUCUUUAGCAACGGGGGAAAAAAAAAAAACGGAGCAAGGACAAGCCUGAGGAUACUACAGAUUAUGUUGCCAUGGAAACCGAAACCUGGAAGCGGACGCAAGGACCACUGAAGGUGGACAACCAUCCCUGACUGCAUCCUCAACACAUUACUGUCCCGCUGCGCACUGUGGUGAGAGAAUGCUGUGGAGAAUAACUAUCCCAGUCAUACUGGCUGGGGUGCUCUGCAUCACUGCAGAGACCAAAAAGCCUCGGCCCCAGGGAUCCAUCCCAUCCCCAUACAAGACCAAAGGGAACCUGUCAUCAGAGCGUCACCAUCGGCUAUUGCAGCAAAAACCAGAGGUGCUAUCCUCCAGCCGAGAAGCCUUGGUGGUGACGGAGCGCCGCUACCUUCGCAGGGACUGGUGCAAGACCCAACCCCUCCGUCAGACCAUCAGCGAGGAGGGCUGCCGCAGCCGCACUGUGGUCAACCGUUUUUGCUAUGGCCAGUGCAACUCCUUCUAUAUCCCCCGCCAUAUGGGCCCCAGCUCAGCUCAGGGCCAGAAUCGAGGCCAAGCCUCAGGAUCUGGAAGGAAAAACCACAACAAGGCCCAGGAGCCGUUCCAGUCCUGCUCCUUCUGCAGGCCACACCGCAUCACACAGCUCACAGUGCAGCUAGACUGCCCAGACCUGCAGCCCCCUUUCAGACACCGUAAGGUGCAGAGGGUCAAACAGUGUCGCUGCAUGUCUGUGGAUGUGAGCGGCCAUGGGAAACUGUGAAGGAGGACUUUUAAAAUUGAAAAUGACAUCUGAGAAUUGUCAAAGGCAGAUAUUCGCAAACUUCGCCAAACAAAGACUGGCUUCAAGUUGAACUGCUCUGCAUCAUGUUUUACAUAUAAUGGCUUGUCCCACAAUAAAAUGACAUGAAACAUGGAACUGGCAUUAAUUAAACUAAGGCCCAACAUUGAUUUAAUCAGAGACUAUGAGCCAUAUUGGCGAGCUGAUGCUGUUUUAAGAGACUGAUUCAAGUGGCCAUGCAAGAGACACUGAUGAUGAAGCAGCCAAUUUUCUUUCCUGUUAUUUCACAAAGUUCAUAUCUACCUGCUUUUUGUACAUUUGUUUCUAGAUUCCUUUGUGAUAAAGGAGAUGAGAAAGUGCCUGAGUUUUAAACCCACAAAACACUAUGGACUCCAGGAGAGACCAUGCUGACAAUGCAUUGCCUUUUAGAAGCUAAACUGUUCCCUGUGACCCCAUUAAAAAGUUUUUUGUAAUACAUGUUUUUCUGCAGGUGGAUCUACAGUAAUUACAGUCUGCCAGCAUUGUUUUUAAAACUGACUGUUUAGAAGUAUUGUAUCUGUUAUCCUGUAUCUUUUCCUUAACUUAUAUGAUGUCCCAAAUGAUACACAAGUUGAUGUCAAGGACAUGAUUUCAAGAAACAUGAAGCGACACAGCAAUGACCAGUGGCAUCCACCUGCUUGGACAUAAGCCUGGCUGUAUACUGUACAUUUGCCACAAAUAUACUAGCCAGUAGAAAAACAUACUGCAGCAUGUGUAAUGAGGGUGCAAUGCAAUAUAUACAGUAUAUAUAUAUUUUAUGUAUUUGUGUAAGUAUGUUUGUGAAAAAUAUAUUAAAUCUAUUUCAUACAAAAUCACAGCGGUGUUUAGAGUAC
Molecule: messenger RNA, 2604 nt
Organism: Seriola aureovittata
Lineage: Eukaryota; Metazoa; Chordata; Actinopteri; Carangiformes; Carangidae
Product: gremlin-2-like
Exons: 2
Coding region: 1136-1714 (192 amino acids)
Biological process (GO): animal organ morphogenesis
Molecular function (GO): BMP binding; receptor ligand activity
Source: RefSeq, a predicted model, not a curated record